This is a messenger RNA of Adineta steineri, 1209 nucleotides long. The record is from the annotation of a GenBank genome assembly. NCBI's taxonomy places the organism in Eukaryota, Metazoa, Rotifera, Eurotatoria, Adinetida, Adinetidae.
AUGACUCUUGAGUAUCUUGCAUUUGAUGGUCUACCUCGUCUUUCAAAAAUUUACAAUCUUCUAUCAUAUACACCUCGACUUCGUCGUUUGUCAGUUGAGCAUAUAUGGGGUGAUAGUUACACACCACUAGUACAAUUUAUACUGCCACGCAAUCUAACUAGUAUUUCUCUAUGUUCUUGGGGUUUAUCAUUUGAUGAACUCGCAUCAUUCAUCGCAAUCGUUGGUUCUGAACUCGAAUUCUUACGCAUUUCAAUUGUUCAUCAAACUGCUCUAUCAAAUGCUUAUCAAUGGCAACAAUUAAUGUUACGUCAUAUGCCACGUUUACGUACGUUUCUCUUUGAUUACCAUGGCCCAUUAAUUAAAGAUGCUGAUGAAAAUAAUCGCUGUCGAACAUUACUUGAUGAAUUUUCUUCGCCAUUUUGGAUCGAACGGCAAUGGUUUUUUGCCCAUAGCCAUUGCCAUUAUCAUCAGUUUUCUCAAGAAGUACGUUUAGCAUUCUAUUCAACGCAAAUGCGCCGGCGAUACUGCUGUCAAAUUGAUGAAUUUUUAGAUGAUAACAUAUGUUCGUACCAAGAUCCAGUCUUCAAUUUAUUUUUUGGGCCACGCAUUAGUAUGAAAAAUCGAAAUAUUGUUGCCAAUUUUCCUUUUCAGUUUCCUCGUGUAACUGAAUUAGAACUUAGAGAUAAUUAUUAUACGAUCAAUAUUGACUCAUUCAUUGAUAAUCUAAGUCAUAUUAUAAUUUUGACAAAUAUUACUUAUUUGAGGAUUUCAUUUAAUAAUCAAUUGUUGAACAACUUUGUUAAACUUCUUAAUCGUAUGCCUAAUGUUCAAAAAUUGAUUCUUGACGUACGGCCAUCAUCUGAAAUGGAAGUAUUGUCAAAUCAACAAACUAAUACACUUGACUUCGUAUGCAAUAAUAAUGUGCGAACUGUACAAAUAACUGGUGAACUUGCACUUGCCACUGUUCAACUAAUCAAGAACCUUUUUCCUCGAAUGGAACAUCUUCGAAUUCUGAACCGAGAGAAUGAUCUCAUAUCGAUUGUACGAACGUUGUUGUCAAACAGAAUUAAUAACAGUCAUCUUUUUUCACUGACGUUUGAUGGUGAUGAUGCGAUGAUCAAAAAAUUGAAGACAAUAAUUGAUAAUAAAAAAUUACUUGAUAAUUAUAAUAUUGAACAUCGACAGUCUGAAUUGUGCUUAUGGUGGUAA